Molecule: messenger RNA, 363 nt
Organism: Malania oleifera
Lineage: Eukaryota; Viridiplantae; Streptophyta; Magnoliopsida; Santalales; Ximeniaceae
Product: pectinesterase inhibitor 10-like
Exons: 1
Coding region: 1-363 (120 amino acids)
Molecular function (GO): enzyme inhibitor activity
Source: RefSeq, a predicted model, not a curated record
AUGGCGCUGAAACAAAUGUGGGAAACUGAAAAAAAGAACUUGUCAGAUCUAGGCAGUCAAACACUUCUUGACUGUAUUAGUCAGUUACAAGAUGCAGCGGAUGAUCUGCAAACAUCUAUUGAGAGUAUCAGUUCUGGUUUGGGGGAUUUAACAUUUGUGAAGAAAAUAGAGGAAAUUUUAACAUUUGCAAGUUCAGCUUUGACAAAUGAUGAUACUUGUAGGGAUGCCUUCGAUGACAUUGAUAGUGACACAGAUGAGGAAGUUAAAAUUGCUGUCCAAAACAAGAUUGAUGAGAUAAAGCCUUAUACGAGUCUUUCUCUAAUUUUUAUCAUAAGAUAUGCAAACUGCACCGGCUGCCCCUAG